AUGGCAGCUCAAGAAAACCCAUACACAUCCAAUGUCGCCGUCUUAAUGCAGCCACCACCACCCACUCUGCCCAACAACAUUCACCUGCGUGAUCCACCUGUGUUUUUCGGUCUUCUAGAUGACGAAGUAAAACACUGGAUCAAGUACUACGACCUCAUCAGCAAUUUGAACAGUGAUGACUCUGACCUGUAUUCAUCGAGCGACGAAGAGCCUGAAAAUGCCGUUUUAUCCCGGACAACACCGCCAGCUGACAGUGAGGAUGAAGAGGUCUCAGGAGCUCCAAGCGCGGGCAGUAUCGACAAUGCGCUUAAAGAAAUCCCCAAGCCUUCGAAGGAUUCUCCCACAUGGAAGGCUGUCCGAGGCUCCUCGAGUAAUGCCAUGCCUGAGUGGAAAGACGUACCACCCUACCCAUCCCCGGUGGAGUCUCCCAUCACCUAUUUCAGAAACUUCUUUGACGUGACAUUCCUGUCUCACAUCUGUGUGCAGUCCUCCCUGUAUAGCGCUCAGAGGAAUCCCAACAAAAGGUUCCCAGUCAGUCAAGUCGCCGACACCAUGACGAGAGACAGGUGGGAAGAAAUCAAGCAGUCACUGCAUUUUAGUGACAACCAGGAAGCACCAGACCAGAAUGACCCCGAACGUGACAGGCUUUACAAAGUGCGGCCCCUGUUGGACCACCUGGUCGCCAAAUGCCACGAGAUACCAAAAUCUCAAAAGCUAUGCGUUGAUGAGCAGCUGGUGCCGUUCAAAGGCCGCAGCUCAUUGAAACAGUAUUUGCCCAACAAGCCCAAAAAAUGGGGUUAUAAGCUUUUCCUUCUCUGCGAUGAACGCGGCAUAAUGUCCAACUUUGAAGUUUACACAGGCAAAAUUCUUCCUCAGCAAGGUUUUCCCGACAUCGGCGCAGGUGGCAACAUCGUCCUGCGAAUGGCGAGUAUCGUGCCCCGCGGUCUAGACUACAUCUUGUAUUUUGACAACUGGUUUUGCGGCGUGGACUUACAUGUAGUGCUCAAGAAGUUUGGAAUCAGUUCCGUAGAAACAGUACGCGAGGCUUGCGUAAAAGGAUGCAAACUUCCAUUCGACAAAGAUCUGAAGAAGAAAGGGCGUGGCUCUUACGUGGAAAUGGCGACCACAUUUGAAGGGGUGAGCCUGAGGGCUGUCAAGUGGUUUGACAACCGCCCCGUGACUUUACUGUCCACGUUUGCUUCAGCGUCACCCGAGCAGGCCGUGAAGCGCUUCGACAAGAAGACCCGAACGACUGUGAGCAUACCCCGCCCUGCUAUUGUCGGCAUCUACAAUGAAUGCAUGGGAGGUGUUGAUCUUUUGAACAUGCUUGUGGCACUCUACCGCAUCCACGUAAGGUCAAAAAAGUGGUACAGGAGGCUCUUUUUUCAUUUAUUGGAUGUAGUAGUUUUCAACUGCUGGCUCCUCUACCGCCGAGAUGCCACCGCGGCUAACGUGCCUUGCAAGCACUAA
Rhipicephalus microplus (southern cattle tick) is the source of this 1470-nucleotide messenger RNA. RefSeq names its product piggyBac transposable element-derived protein 3-like. NCBI's taxonomy places the organism in Eukaryota, Metazoa, Arthropoda, Arachnida, Ixodida, Ixodidae. The record is from RefSeq and is a predicted model, not a curated record.